AUAAGAGGGCAGACCUUUUUUUAGGACAUCUAACAGAUAUAAAUCUGACCUGCAUUGAGAAGCGGGUAGCAGAAAAGGAUGGCUGGAAUGAACAUGGCAGUGAAACUAAAUAAUGGGAAGGAAAUGCCUUUUAUCGGACUGGGCACAUGGCAGAGUCCAAAAGAUGAGGUUAAGGCAGCUGUACGGGCUGCUUUGGAUGCCGGGUACAGACAUAUUGACACGGCCUAUAAUUACAUGAAUGAAGAUGCAAUAGGAGAGGUUCUUCAGGAGUAUAUUAAGAGUGGAAAAGUGAAAAGAGAGGAAUUGUUUAUCGUUACAAAGCUUCCAAUGAUUCACAUGGACCCAAAACUGGUGAAGAGAUCCAUUGAAAUAAGCCUGAAGAAACUACAGUUAUCAUAUUUAGAUUUGUACCUGAUUCAUCUCCCUAUACCUUUAGUGUAUGAUGGUAACGACAACAAUGUUUUUCCACUAAACGAAGCCGGAGGCUGGAAGGCUGCAGACAAGUGGGACCUUCUGGGAACAUGGAAGGCCAUGGAGGAACUUGUAGACCUCGGAUUGACUAAAUCUAUUGGAGUGUCUAACUUCAGUAUCUCACAAGUUGAAAGAAUCUGCAAGGUGGCGAAACACAAACCUGUAACAAACCAAGUGGAAUGCCACAUAUAUUGGCCACAGAAAGAGUUGUUUGAGGCCUGUAAGAAGCUUGGCGUUACAUUAACAGCCUACGCUCCUAUAGGAUCUCCGGGAAGGCCAGAACGUUUUAAAAAAGCAGAUGAACCGGUUGCUCUAGAAGAUCCUAUCAUUAAGAAAAUAGCCAAGAAGUAUGGAAAAACCCCUGCACAGGUUUUACUUCGAAAUCUCAUUCAAAGAGGUAUUAUUGUAAUUCCAAAGAGUGUUACUCCAGAAAGAAUACGUAGUAAUAUCCAGGUUUUCGAUUUUUCUCUAUCCAAAGACGAAAUGGAGGAUAUUGAUAAGAUAAAAACAAAACGACGUUACUUUGAUGUCGCAGCUAUGUUUAAAGACCACCCAGAACGUCCAUGGUGAAAGAAGAAAAUUGAACAAAAAUGUAGCAGUGUGUAAUACUUACU
This is a messenger RNA of Saccostrea cuccullata (small rock oyster), 1085 nucleotides long. Its product is annotated as aldo-keto reductase family 1 member B10-like. Bases 79 to 1041 code for a protein of 320 amino acids. Lineage: Eukaryota; Metazoa; Mollusca; Bivalvia; Ostreida; Ostreidae. The transcript is spliced from 10 exons. Gene Ontology annotation, molecular function: aldose reductase (NADPH) activity. Gene Ontology annotation, cellular component: cytosol. The record is from RefSeq and is a predicted model, not a curated record.